Messenger RNA from Lotus japonicus, 2368 nucleotides. RefSeq lists its product as uncharacterized. The transcript is spliced from 12 exons. The record is from RefSeq and is a predicted model, not a curated record. Bases 1 to 1989 code for a protein of 662 amino acids. NCBI's taxonomy places the organism in Eukaryota, Viridiplantae, Streptophyta, Magnoliopsida, Fabales, Fabaceae.
AUGGUCUCAUUCAUCUUACCUCGUAGUAGAUUUGAGGAUUUAACCACAACUGCUGUUAUUUUAAAGUUUGAGCUUCUUUAUGCUCCUACACUUGAGAAUGGACUAGCGUAUACCAUCUACAGAGCCGACGUGCAAGCUUCUUUAGAUGAUUCCCCUGCUGCUAUCCAUGAAUUCCGAAUUCCUCUUAAAGCUCUUUUAGGAUUGCAUUCGUAUUGUCCCGUCUAUUUUGAUGCUUUACAUGCAGUGCUUGUUGAUGUGAGUGUACAUGUUAGUCUACUAAAAGCUGCCUUUUUCUCAUCUGCAUCGAAGGGAUUUGAUGGAGCUGCUUCCCAAGAUGUGAAAGAUAUUUUGCUUGUUAAAGCAUUAUUGGCUUCUCGUAGUAUAUUGGUUGAAGAACUACAAAAAAUUAGCAAAGGAGUUGGUGAGACAGUGGAUAUUUCGGAGUUUAUGUCAAAAAUGAACAAUAAGAACAUACAAAAGUUUAUGGUGCAUGCGAAUCAAUAUGCAAUAAUUGAGGAAGUUUUAGGACAAGGCAAGCCACAAAAUGGAAAUGGUUCUCUGAAUGUUCUCCAUGUUUCAAAGUUCCAUUCCCUGUCUCAGAGUGAACUUUCAGACUGCUUUCAUUCAGUCGGAGAUCAAUUGUUCUAUUUAUGGAACAUAUUUUUGAAGUUCCAUAGGGAUAACACGGCAAAGGUUAUUGAAUUUUUACGUGAUGUAUGGGCUAAAGAUCGAAAAGUUGAGUGGUCAAUAUGGAUGGUGUAUUCUAAGGUAGAGAUGCCUCAUCAUUAUAUAAAUAGUGGGAAUGAUGAGUCCUCCCGUCGAAGUGGUAGUAUGCACAAAAGAGUUUCCAGUUUGUGGAAGUUACCAGGUGAGCCUCUUGAGACCGCGGCUACAUGUGCCGAACAUCGUCGAAGAAGCAUUGCACAAAUGCGGAUAAACAGCAGUUCAAUACAAGACAUGCAGAUAUAUGGAGAUCCUUUGCGUAUACCAGUGGUGAUUGUUGAAAGAGUGAUGAAUGUACCACGUCGUUGUACCAGUGAAAUGUCAUUCCUAGGACAUUUUGACUUGUUAGAUUCACAUUACUUGCCAACUGGCUCCAUCCCUGAUGCUAGAGGCAAGAAAUCUGCACCUCGAAGUAAUACUCGAGUAUUGAAGAUUGUCGUCUUUGUGCAUGGGUUUCAGGGGCAUCAUCUGGAUCUAAGACUAGUGAGGAAUCAGUGGCUUUUGAUAGAUCCCAAAGUAGAAGUUCUUAUGUCUGAUGCUAAUGAAGAUAAAACCUCUGGAGACUUCAGAGAAAUGGGAAACAGGCUAGCUCAAGAAGUUGUUUGCUUUAUCAAAAGCAAGAUGGACAAAGCAUCAAGAUAUGGGGAAUUGGGAGAUAUUAAGCUAAGUUUUGUUGGACAUUCUAUUGGUAACCUCAUUUUGAGAACAGCCAUAGCAGAUAGCAUGAUGGAGCCAUAUCUAAGAUUCCUACAUACAUAUAUUUCAGGAUCUGGCCCACACUUGGGAUAUCUGUAUAGUUCAAACUCAUUGUUUAAUUCUGGAUUGUGGUUUUUGAAGAAGCUAAAAGGCACACAAUGCAUUCAUCAGCUCAUCUUCACAGAUGAUCCAGAUUUCCAAAAUACUUUCAUUUAUAAACUGUGUAAGCAGAAGACCUUGGAACAUUUUAGGAAUAUUAUUUUGAUAUCUUCCCCUCAGGAUGGUUAUGUGCCUUACCAUUCUGCCAGAAUUGAAUCAUGUCAAGCUGCUUCCCGUGACACUUCAAAGAAGGGUAAAUUGUUUCUAGAGAUGCUGAAUGAUUGUUUGGACCAAAUCCGAGCCAACCCCUCUGAACAUCGAGUUUUCAUGCGCUGUGAUGUCAACUUUGAUGCCUCAGCUUAUGGAAAGAAUCUGAACUCUUACAUUGGUCGAGUUGCGCAUGUUGAAUUUCUGGACACAGACAUUUUUGCAAAGUUCAUAAUGUGGUCUUUUCCGGAACUAUUUCAAUAGCUGUUGCUCAUAUUUGUCUUCAAUUGUCCUAACUUUUUCUAAGGCAUAACUAUCUCAGCCAUGUAUGAGCCUUUUAGAGACCAGAAAAAGUGCUCAGAUUCAGUCACUGGGCAUUCAGGUGCAUAUAGAUAAGAUGUCUGAGUUGUACAUUCAUUUGCCUUAGCUUUAGAAAAAAGGCCAUGGACAUAUAGUGCAGUGCUGUAAUUAUUUUAGGUUAGGUAUAUCAUUUCAUACUCAAUGUUAAGCUUUUAUGCAAUUCAUAUCAAAAGGAGUUAAAGCUAACUUAGGUUGGGUCACUGGUCAGAAUACAUGAUUUAGUUAAAUCCAUGAAUCUUCAUUUGCAAUUUUUUUUUGGUAACUUUCAGACUGCUUUCAUUCA